Molecule: messenger RNA, 4493 nt
Organism: Dicrocoelium dendriticum
Lineage: Eukaryota; Metazoa; Platyhelminthes; Trematoda; Plagiorchiida; Dicrocoeliidae
Source: the annotation of a GenBank genome assembly
CUGUUCUCGCUCUUCUCCAGUUCGGCUGCUGUGUUGUGCACUCUUACCGAACCUACUACGGAUUUCACUCGGACUAUUGCGCACUACAAAUAUGGCGUCGCGAGCAGUUUCCAAGUCCCGCUCCUCUAAAGACGAGAACCCCAAUCCUCCUAUUGUGAAAUCAGACGGAAAUACGCAAAGUUGUGUCACUCAUGUCCUGCCAUCAAUUCUGCCACCUCCAAAAUUCUGUGUUGGAAUGGAUCUUUCGACCUGGAGAGCGCGAAUGGACACUUACCUAAUACCUGUUCCAGCGGAAUCUAAGGGUCGUUACGUUUUGUCAUUCCUAGACGAUAAAGUAAGGGAUGUGCUGACGGCGAUUGGCCUUCCCCCCGAUGCAGAUGUCGAAGCUGUGUGGUCUGAUCUGGUGAGACUCUUCCCACACGCAGAGGGACGUUCGGACGCACGGCACCAGUUUUGGACAAGAACUCAGAGAUUGGGAGAGUCGGUAGACGCAUACUCAGCCGAUCUUCUGCUGCUAGCCUCCCAUGCGUUUCCCACACGUUCGGCCAACAUCCGAGGCGAAUUUGUUCUGGAAAGGUUCGUUGAAGGGAUUGCGGACCUGGCAACUCGUCGACGUUUCGCGCGCAAACCACCUCUGUCGAUCGAGGAUGCUGUACUCAUUGCCCGAGAAUACGCCGCUGCCGCCCGAAUUCCGGAGAAACCUAAUUCCGUUGAAUGCAUGUUUCUGGCCACUGAGCAAUCACGUCUACAUCCGCCUCCAGCCGGCCAACACUUAGAUGCCAUCAGUAGAGCAGAUCCCGGGGGCUGUUACUUUUGCCAGAGGUUUGGAAAAAUGGCCCGUAAGUGCGGCCACAACAGUCGUUCGAGCUUCACCAGACCGCUACGGAACACACGACACAACAUACAAUUCACGCCUUCCAACUUGGGUGAGUCUCUCGUCGUGCCUUUUAUACAUCACAGUAAUCAUCACUCCCAACCACUCAUUAGAGCUAGUAUUAACGGCAUUUCAAUUCUUGCCUUGAUUGACACUGGAGCUACAUGCACUUUGGUACAACCUAAGUUCUGUUUAGGGCUUCGGCGAUCAAACGUUAACACUCGCCUUUUGACAGCUAAUGGCAGUGAGUUAGUAGCCGAGGGCAGAGUCAUGGCAGCUAUGGUCUUGGGCAACUGCACGGUACACCACUCCGUUGUUUUAUCCUCCCACAUACCGUGGGAUGCAAUUUUCGGCAUCGAUCUACUUAGGAAAAUGAAGUGUCACUUGAAUAUGGCAACAAAUCAGCUUUGGAUUGGAGAAUGCAAAUUACGUAUGUGGGAACAUAACAGUUAUGAUAGUGAUGGUCCAACAGCUGCAUGCAUGACUAUCGAUGAUCAGGUACGAACACUUCUGACACCCGUAGAAGGCAUCAUCCCAAGCACGGCGUUCAGGAGAUUGCACCAACUGAUUCGGAGUAAGGAAGCAGCUUUUGCAUGGGAAGGGUCCUUACCAGGUCGCACCAACACUAUCUGCCAUCAAAUCGACACCGGCACAGCUGAACCGAUAACACAGAGACCUCGUCGUGUCCCUACCCAGUAUCGUGAGGAACUGAGAAAAAUGAUUGAAGAUAUGUUAGACGCCAAGAUCAUCAUCCCAUCGAAGUCACCGUGGUCAUCUCCAAUAGUCCUUGUGAAAAAGAAGAACGGAUCUCUUAGGCUGUGCAUAGACUAUAGGAAACUCAACGACGUGACACGUAAGGACUCAUUUCCCCUGCCCCGUAUUGACGACACUUUGGAGGCCCUUAGCGGAGCUCAAUGGUUUUCUACGCUUGAUCUAGCUUCUGGCUACUGGCAGGUUGAAAUCGACCCAAAAGAUAGAGAAAAGACCGCAUUCAUCAUACCCUCUGGUCUUUACGAAUUUCAAACCAUGCCAUUUGGACUGACCAACGCUCCAGCUACGUUUCAGCGUUUGAUGCAGAUUGUACUUAGAACCUUGAUUCCCAAUCAGUGUCUAGUGUACCUAGACGACGUAAUUGUACACGGCCGCUCGUUAGAAGAACAUCUAGACAACCUCGGGUUGGUGCUGCAACACUUACAUGAUGCUGGGUUAAAGUUGAAACCACAGAAGUGUCAAUUACUUAAGAGACAAGUUACAUUUUUGGGGCACAUCAUUACGCCCUCUGGGAUCCAGAGUGACCCAAGCAAAGUCGAGACUAUCCAAGGGUGGCCGGUCCCGACCUCCGCCGAGGAUGUACGCCAGUUCCUGGGGCUAGCAUCUUACUACAGGCGUUUCAUUCGAAACUUCGCCGACAUAGCUGGGCCUUUGCACCGCUUAACGGAGAAAGGAAGAACAUUCAACUGGACGCCUCAGUGCGCUAAAGCAUUCGAAUUCUUGCGACGGGCCCUCACAAACUCACCGAUCCUAUCGUUUCCUGACCUCUCCCCUUCGGCUGGUCAGUUUAUCCUUGACACUGAUGCGAGCGACACCGGAAUCGGCGCCGUUCUGUCCCAAGUUGGAUCCGAUGGACUCGAACACGUGAUUGCGUACGGAAGCCGGUGCCUGAGCAAACCAGAACGCAACUACUGUGUCACACGCAAAGAACUGCUGGCGUUAGUGGUUUAUACUAAACAUUUUCGACAUCUUUUACUUGGUCAACGGUUUGUCGUUAGAACUGACCAUCAAGCGCUCAAAUGGCUACAGAGCUUCCGCGACCCAGAAGGUCAAGUCGCUCGGUGGCAAGAACUGUUGCAAGAGUACAAUUUUGAGUGUAUCCACAGACCUGGCCGACAGCACUGCAAUGCAGAUGCUUUGUCUCGACGUGGCGGAAAACACCACAUCAAUUGCCCUUCAUGCUCCCAACAUCGGAUAGACAUCGUUUCUCUUGACAACUCAGACAGCACGGAGUGGGCUACCUUGCAGAAGGAUGAUCCAGAGCUAAAACUUAUCUACCACCGGCUGGUCACCGACGGAAUCAAGCCUUCGAGAGCUGAGAUGGCAGGCUUUAGCUGGGAAGCACACUGCAUUUGGUCAGCCUGGUCGCGCCUGACUAUCCACGACGAAAUACUUUAUUACCAAUAUGGUUCGGGAUAUGUCAAACGGAUAGUAGUGCCGCAGUCAAGAGUCAACGCUAUUUUAAAGGAACUUCACGCCGAACUUGGACAUCCUGGUCAGCGAAAAAUGGAAGAAGCUGUAAGUCAGCGGUUCUGGUGGCCUGAUCAGCGGAGAGACAUCGUUAAUUUCUGUAAUAGCUGUCAAGAGUGCCUCCGCGCAAAACCACCCCAACAGCCCCAUCGAGCACCACUGCAACCUAUAGCGACAGGAUAUCCAAAUCAAAUCGUCGCGGUCGAUAUUGUGGGCCCGUUACCAGAAACACCCAGGGGUAAUCGUUUUGUUUUAGUUAUGGUGGAUCACUUCACCAAGUGGUGUGAAGCCGUUCCAUUGUCGUGCACUAAUGCAACUAUGGUAGCCAGAAACAUCUUUGAGCAAUGGAUCACUCGCUGGGGCGCACCGGAGCAGCUACAUUCCGACCGGGGAUCAAACUUUGAGAGCAUUAUCGUAUCGGAGAUGUGUCACCUCUUAAACAUCCGCAAGACACGCACAACGGCAUACCACCCACAGGGGAACGGAGCAGUUGAACGCGCUAACCGGUCCCUGAAAGCGCUCUUGAAGGCCUUCACAGACGAAAACGGGUCUCGAGAAUGGGACAUCGCACUUCCGCACUGUCUCCUGGCGUAUCGUGCAACGAUCCACAGUUCCACUGGUCACUCGCCACAUCUAUUGGUUACCGGCAGAGAGAUGCGGCUGCCAUUUGACCUCACGCUACCACGACUGGCCACUGAUCCACUACUGGCAACGGAAUACGCCACAAAUUUGCGAAACGAUCUACUUCGGGCACAUCAGCUAGCUAGAGACUCCCUCGCGAACGCCCAGAAACAUCAAAAGGACUACUAUGAUCUCCGGGUACAUGGCCAUCCAGUACAGCCCGGACAGUUGGUAUAUCUGCACUGCCCCACUCCACCUGUGGGUACGUCAGCGAAGUUACACAAAGUAUGGCACGGACCGAUUGUGGUGGAUGAAGUUUAUGAUGAUCUCACAUGCAGAGUGACAGAUAGGGGUCGAUCGUUUGUGGUGCAUUUUAACCGACUCAAACCAGCCACGAUGAGCCACCAAGGCGAAGCACGUCCUAACGAAUCAGAAGCACCUGUCCCAGCUGCAACAGAAUGCGUAGAAAUUACGACUAGCCCUAGUGUUAUCGAAACACAGACUGUUGAGUGCGUCGCGGGCGACGCCAAUUUUUUUGGGGGGGAAUGAUGUAGUGGUAUCUGCCAUAUGUGUCUUAUCUCACCAUAUUACGUCUCUUUCUCCACUUUUCACAGGUGCUACGUACGUACCUCUUCACAGUGGAAUGAGCCCGAAGAACGAUGCAGAACAUUAACUCUUUUUAUCAACUGUUACUCACCGAUUCCAUUGUACCCCUUUGUUGCUCUCUGACUCUCUGCGAAUACACAUUCCCGGGCGC